AAUAUCGAGGUGCUAUAGGAAGUGCUUAUUCCGGGCCGUUCCAUGGGUAUCUGCAGACAUAGGGGCGGGCCGGUAGUGCAAGGUUCACCGCUGACACAACCGCGAGCUUCGGAGUGCCGAGUGCGCAGGUUCGGUUUAUCGUUGCCCGGCCACUGUCCGCUUUCUCGCCCUUCAACCCGGUGGGUCCCGCACCCCUCCAUUCCAGCUAGUUACCCGAGUGACGUCAAAUGUACCAUCGUGACACGCAGAGAAUCGAAAUAUGCACUUUCCCAUAUGAAGCCAUCACCUCCUUGCGUACGAGCACAAACAUAAGAAAAUAACAUGGACCACGGCAAAUCUACCUCCCGCCAUCAAUGCACCUACAAUGAUCCUCCACCGGGUGUUCACCACCUUGCUCCUCCUCCCGCUCGCUACCAGCUCCCACUCCCCGCACCUAUUCACGCUCCUCAUCAACGCCUUGAACGGCACCCACCUGAUGUCCCUGCCCCCUAGCAGCCUUGCAGUUUCAGCGCUCCUCGAGCUCCACCACCCCCUCGCAGUCCUCGACGACCGUCCACAGACGUUUACCCUCACCGACCAGCACCUGCUCAAGCUCGCGGACACCGGGAAGAUCGCGUUUCUUACUUCGACAAACCAGGUGGCGUUCUCGACGGCCCGGCGAUGGCUGGCGGUGGAGGCUGUGAUGGAACUGAGGUGUCAGGAGAUGGGGAGAGGCAUGGCCGUGCUGAGACCUAUGGAUGCGAAGAUGGCGUUCUGUGUUGAGCGGGACAAAGGACAUGGUUAUGGGCUGUUUGUUCGGACGAAGAGUCACACGGGCUAUGGAUCACCGUGUAUCGGCGUUGUCGUGACGGUUAUGAGGGGAGGAGCUGAAGCGUGAGGUGGAUGAUACUCAUGCCUGGUAUUAGCGGUCC
Messenger RNA from Tricharina praecox, 911 nucleotides. RefSeq lists its product as uncharacterized. The transcript has 3 exons. Lineage: Eukaryota; Fungi; Ascomycota; Pezizomycetes; Pezizales; Pyronemataceae. The coding region runs from base 365 to 877 and encodes 170 amino acids. The record is from RefSeq and is a predicted model, not a curated record.